Molecule: messenger RNA, 1887 nt
Organism: Somion occarium
Lineage: Eukaryota; Fungi; Basidiomycota; Agaricomycetes; Polyporales; Cerrenaceae
Source: the annotation of a GenBank genome assembly
GAGACCAAUAUGGAGGCAACUUUGCCAGAUCAAAUUUAGACUGUGUUCAAACAUUGCACCUACCGGUUUGCAUACUCACAGUUAGCAGCGUUCAAGACGACAGGCUUCCACUCCAUCACCAACAUCAUAUAACAAGAAUACCCACCUGACAUGACGAUACAUGUGUGUCAUGUAUUCGCGUGGGAGUCCAACACAGUGAUGCCGAUUAUGAAGAAACAAGAACAAUGAGUUUACAUCACUCCUCUCUAUUGUGCAGUAUCCACAUGGUGACCUUGGGGCCGCUUCCUAGGCGGGUUUCGAGGGCGGUAUAAAGUGAGGGCCAUAGUGCAUUGGCAUCCAGCAAGAGCCCACUUCCCUCAACGAUCUACGAACUCGAUUACACAAUGCGACGUGGUCAGGAUCCUUCUCCUGCGACUCCGACACGGAAGGUGCUUGCCGACAGUGAUGACGAUCCUGACGCAACUCCAGUGCCCCGCCGUGUGCUUCGUCCUUCCACCAAACGUGCACCACCUGUACAGACUUCUCGUUCUGGGCGUGUAGUCUCGUCCUCUGCCACGACGACAAAGGCUGUACUUCCUACCGCUGAAAUGCAGGUUUCUGAUUUGCCCGAGUUAUCGAAGCCCAAUGGCGAAAUCAAAACUAUAUAUGACCUCCUGUACACUCAGCUUCCUCAAGCGCCUCGUAUCUACAAGAAAGGGUUACUUAGGAGUACGAGAGACGUCAGUAAGGCCGACAGCGAGCUGUCCAGGAACGCUUCGACGUUCGAGCAAUUGGUGUACGCUCCUGACAUGCUAGCCCCUUUGAUUUCUGCAGCGCAGGAUCGUCUGCGCGAGAAGAUCAUUGAUUGGUCCCACGAGGAUACUCGAAGCCUCGUUGUCCACCUUCAUCCAUAUCAUACCACAAGAAAGCUUCCUCCGGUUCUCUUCAGUGAAAAAGACACGGAGAGGUGGUUCAUGGAAGUAAUUCUACAACCCGCGUUAGCCUUGCUGCGUGCCGAUGUCCAUCCAUAUAAUCAAGAAUAUAUGACAGAGUCCGAGGAGCACCCAUAUGUUGCAUCCUGCCCUCACGAUACUAGCUCAGUUUCCGACUUCAUCUUUGUUUCUGACGAGCCCGAGAAGGAGACGUAUACCGUCGCUGCUACGCUGGAGAUCAAGGUUCAUAGCAUCUGGGGCAAGGCUUUCUACAGGAGUAACGACGAUGAUUUGUUCCUUCCUUUACAAAACGGCAAGUCCGGUUCCACUAUGGCAUUCAGAUGGCCGCAGUAUAGCGGUGCUCUGAAGAACGACCAUCGAACGAGGCUACUAGUUCAAGUCUGGGCUCAGAUGGUCCGCCACGACACAGACAUGGCAAUGCUCUCAUCUUACGCUGGCACCAUGUUCUUUUAUCGUGACCGCGAGAGCCACACAUUGUAUUUCUCGAAUACUUUCACAAAUCGGGAUGCUGUGAUCUUCGCAACCUAUGCUUGGCUUUUAGAGGCGUUCAAACGACAGGAUAGAGACUACUGUUUAUCCAACCCCUUAGAUUUGCCGGAGCCUAGCACGGAGCAUUGGCGUCCGAGGACCAAAGGUGAAAUGAGAGCCGAAUUCCAAGGCGUACUACCAUGGACGAUUCCCCCUGCGAUAGACCCUUCGUUAACCACGAUUACUUCCAAGAAUGCACGGGCUCUCAACGAUAGGCAGCCAGGGCCGUUCCUAGUCCCGGAGUAAUGUCAAGGUGUAGAAUUCUUUGUCUUAUAAGUCCACUGUUUUAAGAAUGUCCUGUAUGACCAGUUGUUCUGAUUCCUGUCUUUUCUGUUACGUGUAUGUAGUUAGUAAAAUGUCCUCUCCAGGUAGAGCCGUAUUCAAAUGAGCAAAUUUCCAGUCACACGAGGCGAUAGAGCCAUCAUAG